AUGGGGAUGUGUUGGGACGCACUGAGCGCGCUGGGCGCCCUCACCGCCAUGUGGCUGCUACUGCGGGCGGUGUGGGGGACAGGCUGCGCCGUCUACGUCUACCUGCUGCCCUCGGUCCGCCGGGACGCCCGUUGGCUUCGGGCGCACGGAGCCUGGGCAGUUGUGACAGGUGCCACCGACGGCAUUGGCAAGGCCUACGCCCAAGAGCUGGCCAAGAGAGGGCUGAACAUUGUCCUCAUCAGUCGAAACCUUCAUAAGUUGGAACAGGAAGCAAAGGAGAUAGAGCGGCUUCAUGGCGUCCUCACGAGAGUCAUGCAGACUGACUUCACCGGGGGCUUGGAGAUCUACGGAGCCAUUGAGGAAGGACUGAAGGGCCUGGAGAUAGGAGUACUGGUGAACAAUGUGGGCAUGGUUUACAGUAAGACCUUGGGAAAACUGCUUGACCUGGAGAACCCAGCCAAGAGCCUCUCGGAUACGGUGAACUGCAACAUGAUGUCGGUGGUCCAGAUGACCCGGAUUAUCCUGCCCCAAAUGGUCUCCAGGCGCCGAGGCCUGAUCCUCAACCUCUCCUCUGUGGCUGGGAACCAACCCCACCCACUCUUUGCAGUCUACGCAGCCACUAAGGCCUUUGUGCGAAACUUCUCCUUGGCGGUGGCCGCAGAGUACUUCUCCGAAGGGGUGACCGUGCAGACGGUGAGCCCCUGUUUGGUCUCCACAAAUAUAAACAAUCAUCCCAAAACCGGAUUGCUGGUGAAGAGUCCCAAGGACUGGGCUGAGCAGGCAGUAAACACCCUUGGCCUUUCUUCCCACAUCUCUGGGUGCCUCAGUCACCAUGUGCAGGAGGGCGCCCUGGAUGCCGCCGCCCUGCCCCCCACCUCCUUCCUCUCUUGA
Messenger RNA from Orycteropus afer afer, 891 nucleotides. RefSeq names its product very-long-chain 3-oxoacyl-CoA reductase-like. Bases 1 to 891 code for a protein of 296 amino acids. The record is from RefSeq and is a predicted model, not a curated record. Gene Ontology annotation, molecular function: oxidoreductase activity. Gene Ontology annotation, cellular component: endoplasmic reticulum. The transcript has 11 exons. Lineage: Eukaryota; Metazoa; Chordata; Mammalia; Tubulidentata; Orycteropodidae.